ACUGGGCGCUUUAAUUACUACUCGGAGCCCCGACAAGCACCUGAGGAAGUUAGUGACUCCAACUUCCGCCUACAAAUUAGUGUGUGACCGCCAUAGCGCGCUAAAAUUGAAGACAGGCUGGAGUGCAGUGGAGAGGGACAUAAGUUUGGAAAACUUGGAGAUAAAUCGUCAAACAGCAAACCCAUGGAGGCAGAAGACGUCAUUGUUAUUAGUGACGAUGAAAAUGACACUCCAGAAAUCUUUGAGGACUCUUCCUUGAUGAUUUUGGAAGACUGCGCUGAUAAAAGAGAUUCUUCGUUUUUGGAACAGGAAAAAUCCAACGAAGUUAUUGACGACGAAUUGUUAAUUACAUUUUCUCAAAAGGCUGUGGUCUUGCCCCACGCGCGGUAUGACUGCACAACCUAUCUUUUCAGCAAAACUGAAGCUGAGAUGAAUGCCCCUGUUGAAGACAAUCAUAAGUUCUGUGAACAGUGUUAUUGCUACAUCUGUGAUAAGUUAGCAUCAGAGUGCCAUGUCUGGAUUUCCCCUGGAAAUUGUCAUUGCAAUUCCCACAAAUGGAGCACCUUCUGGAAGGCAUGGAGAGACAAGAAAGCGCUGGGAUACCUUGAGAUGUUUCAUUUUGACCUGCUGGAAGUGGAUGCUGACUUGAGACAGGCUGAAUUUCACCUAAUGCAGUUUGAAGCCGAUUUAUCAUCCGAGUACAGCAAGUUCUUACAGGGACGGUUGAUUUCUCUGGAAAGUCUCUACGCUUGUUCGUGCUACUGCCAUGCGGCCAUGGCGAAGAAAUGCCAGCGGUGCUCUUCGAAUCACGCAACCGUGCUCGCUUACGACUAUUCCGAAGUGCACAAGAUUGUAUUCCUGUUCUUGGAUAAAGCAGAGAGAGAAAAAGCAAGAAAAUCUGCAGUAAUGUUGCUGGGAGCAGCCAAAUAUAUUGUAGCACACAAGCAACCAUCUAGCCUUUGUUUAUCAAGCAAUACAGAUUAUAGAGCACGUGCUUCUGAAGCCAUCCCUUUAUUGCUGUUAAGGAUUACCAAUAUACUUCAGACUUUACUGGUUACCUCUGAUUUCAGUCCCUCGUUUUCAAAGAAGCUAAAAACAUUCGUUCAGUCACUUGUUCUGCCAGCUAAUUGCACAUCGUUUUAUAAUAGCGUCAACGUCAUCCCCUGGGACGAUGCUUUACUGUCGGCUGUCCUGAGAGGACAGAACAUCUCUGGGGAGCGAAUUGUGAAGGGAAGGAAAGAGACCCUGUUUGAGCCCAUACAGGUGGUGAAGACCAGGGUGGCGAAACUCAAGGAGCAACAGAAGUACAGGGAGCUGGCUCGAUACCUCAAGGUUGUGAAAAGCACUGAGAAGGCUUGUUUACAAAGCAUGAGGGAUUACUUGCCGCUCUUCUUGUGCAAGGCUGGGGAGUUCAUGUUGGCAAGCGACAGUUUUUUCUUCAACUCGGCUGCGUUUUGCUGCAUUGCCUGUCGGCUGAGUCCCAUGCAGUUCGGCGUGUACCUGAAAAUCCUGCGCAGUGGACAAGUGCUGGAGCCGUGUGCCUCGGCGAAGUGGGAAUUAGUCAAAGGUGCCAAGCCUCUGAAGAAGUGUGAUCUUAUCAAGACUGGCAUUAGAAUAAUGAACUACAACUCGGCAGUGUUCAGUCAUCCUGCAAGCUGGGCGGAUCUCAUCCAGGCAGCGUGCAGCUCUGAGGAGUUGGCAGAAGGUGGCCUUUUCACCUGUGUGUCAUUGCAAGAACCCGAUGAAGGAUUUCAGCAGAAAACAAGAGAAAUUGCCAGUGGUCUUAUUGAGGAUCUUAAAGCAAAUCAAAGCAUCAGCAUUCCAAGACAUUUUUACAAGCAAUUCCCAGACCAGACUCUCCUGAUGCUGGUUACUCAAUCCCUGGCCUAUAGACUGACUGUUCCCCAGAGGAUUUCUGUCCUCGUUAUUGUGAUGGCUUUUAAGCAAAAUAUCUGGGCGCUGAAAUUCCUCUUCCGAAGUCUCAGUGUAAGCCCCGAUGCCCUGGUUGUAUUUGUUGAUAGCCUCCUUGAGGAUCUUUACAAGGAUAAUCUGCUGCUUUUCAGAAAGUGCAGUGACACAGACUACGAGUUCAUCAGCGAUUUCAUCUUCUUCUGCCUGUCGUGCAGCUGCUCCUCUGUGGUGCAAGUGAGCCAACGACUUGUCGACAGUUUCUUGUAUCAGUGGAAUGAGCGGCGGUUUCGCUGGCAGUUCUACCUUGGCUCAAAGCUUCAAAGAUCUGAUCUUCCUCAUCUGGCUGUAUCGAGCCGGUUUCAGACGCUGAUGAGGAGGUUGAACGGUGCUGCUUGAACGUGGCCUUGGCCACAGAUGCUACUUAACCAAGAAGGACGUGUUCAGCCCUAGGCAGACCGCGAUGGAAGAAUACAGUUUAAAACCAGAACACGUUGGGAACCCCAAAAUGACAAAAACACUUUUUUCCUUUUUUCAAUUCAGAACUGAAAUUGACUGGGACACUAUGGCUUAGCUGAGGUAAUCAGGCUCUGGGACUCCCUGAUUAUCUGAUGCAGGAUGUUCACUUAACAAGAAUCGAUUUUUGGUUACACAUGGCUUUACAGCGGAUACUUCUGCAAAACUGAAAAUAUUCUAUUAUGUACAAUUUAAAAAGAAUACUAACACAUUAUAAAAAUAUCUGCCUCCUGUGUCUUCUGUUGCCAACAUUUAGUUAGCAAACAACACUUUCUAAGGGGUUUCAGUCAAAACAGACACAAGAACAAAAUUACUAAUGCUGGUUAGUUUUGAAAAACUGAAAAGCCUUUGAAAGCAGCCAUAGCUCUUCAGAAGGCAAACUCCCCAAAGCCUCCCAGUUAUAGUCUUAAUUCCAGUUACAAAAAUGAGCACAUUGUAGACACAUUCAUUACAAAAAUGUUUCCCAAAAAGGCGAAAAUAAAUAUGAAAAAUUCUCACAUUUCUCCAGCUGUAUUUUAAAUUAUAGCAGCAGACAGAUACAUUAUUUUGAGAUGAGUCUUAAAUAAUUCUCAUUAGUCCUUAUUAGAACAGAUACUAUGAAAUGGAGACUUUUGCUAUGAAAUGGAGACUAUAUUUUGUUAAAAGAAAACAGUUCGCUCUGUAUUAAUAAGGUUGAAUCCCUUUUGGCUAGGAGGAGCAAAAGUAUUGUUGCUAAAUUUAAUAAAGCAAUAAUACUGGUUUGUUUUGCACAAAAACAAGCUUUGCAUAGAUAAUGAUAACUGACUCUAUAUCACUGUCAAUAGUCAGAUAAAAGUCUCAUUUAUCUAAUGAUAAGUCACGCAAUGCUCUUUAGAAAUUAAGGAGAUUCAAUCAUGGCUUUUGUAGUGCUCCUAGUCAUGUAUUAUGAUAUAACCUGAAUUUCAUCCUCAGCGGAGGAAGUUAUUCUGCAGUGCAUGCUAGACCAUUUUCACACACUACUGGAUCAAUUCUAGUAUGAGUGUUAAGGAAAAAUAAAAACACAACAAAAAGUUACAGUAACAUUGAAGCGCUUAAUUUAACCCCCUUUGGCAUUGAAAAGAAGCACACGUAAGGCAUGCCAGAUAUUUUUCUAAAUGAAACCCCAGCCAUGCUGAUCUUUUAACUCUUUGUCCAUCAUGUUCAACACAGGAUUGCCAUUCUAGAGGCACGCGCAGUGUGUGCCACUUGCUUAAAAUAACUGCUUCUAAGAGGACUGAGCUUCUCAAGUUAGGCUAGACGGUGAGAUACAUUCCACCUAACCUAUCCUAAUCGGAGUUUGACACUCGGUGCCUAUCCACCUACAUAAGAAAACAACACAACAUACAUAUAUUAUCAUCAGAGAUUCAAGCGGGGAGAUGCAGAGGAACGUCAACUAAUUGUUCAUCAUUUGUGUCUGUAGCAGGUUGCCGCUGUAGGCUUUUAGGAGACUUUCAGUGUUUGCCAGCGUUGGUCGAUUAGCACAGACCAAACCUUGAGGAUGGGCGAAGGAUCUGCAGAAUACAGCUACAGUAAAUAACGACUGCUUUUUGGCAAUGAUUCCUUUGUCACUGGAUUAAAAAAAAAACAGAGCUUCACCUCCAGGACAGCUGAGAGUGUGAAAUAAACAAGCUCAAUGGUUGGUAGUCUAAAUCAGAAAGGAUAAAUCAGAAACUCGGGGUCCUAGAGGAUAAUUCAGGAAACAGGCUGGGCAAAUCUCUUCCAAGAAAGUUCUUAUAUUUUCGGAAUUCAUUCCUAACCCCUGCAUUAAGACAAGAAAAAAAACAACAACAUUUCAACAUGCACUGCUGACACGUCUGGCCACACACUGCGUUGCUCGACUUGCCAUCUAAAGAGCCAAAGAGCACAAUGACUCAAAACAGAAUAAAAUCCAGAUUAAAUUAAAAGUUUGGCCUGCCUGCCAAUCAACAAUCACCAGCCAAGAAAUCUUGGGUAUUCAAUGGGUGGAGGGAAACAGCAACUUGAAAAGAACCCAUCAUAGGUUAUUAGGUUUGCAAUUUUUAAUUGUUGGUAGGAUUUGAAAAGCCAAAAGGCUCUUUUUUAAAAGUGAACCAAAAUGUCUCUGGUUCUGUUUCGUGUAGAAAUGCUUAGGUCUCCUUUGGAAGGGUUCAGUAUGCACCACAAUCCAAGUUCUCCUUCCUAUAGAUGACCCUCCAAUAGUCUCUCACGUAUGACAAGUUAUGCUUUCUAUACUGUUGUUUUUUUCAAUAUAAAAAAAUAUGUAAUAAGAAAUAUCACCACUUGUAUACUUAAUAUGAGUAGGCCAAAUGUUUAUUGUCACUAAUUGCUGCUAAAGUUCGCAGAUGUUAAAAUAGUACUGUGAACUGCAGUAGCAAAAGUCUGUUCUGCUGAUAUUUGGACACAUGAUUCAGAUUCAGAGUUUGACAACAUGGCAAAAAAAAAAAAGAAUUAAAUAGCAUUGGGAACUUCAACUGUAACAGCAUUCGUUAUUUAAAUGCAUAAAAUGCCGAAUACCUCCAUUUUCUGCUCCAGCAACCACCCAAAGACGUCGGCUCUGACAAUGGCAGGAAGCAGGUCAUCCCAAGAAACGCAGGAGGGAAACAAGAACCCAAACAUUCAUUUACAUUCAUUUUACCUCUCCCCUCUCGACGUGGCGGGGAGGGAGA
Lepisosteus oculatus (spotted gar) is the source of this 5066-nucleotide messenger RNA. RefSeq lists its product as uncharacterized. Lineage: Eukaryota; Metazoa; Chordata; Actinopteri; Semionotiformes; Lepisosteidae. The record is from RefSeq and is a predicted model, not a curated record.